AUGAGGCUUGUUUUUGGAGCUGUUCGCCCAUUCACCACUCCACCUCUACCAAAAUCCUCGGUGGGCGUGCACUAUUAUGCCGCCUCUACCGCCACCACCAAAACUAAAAGCUUCGCAUUGAGAGGCUUUGAGGUCUCAUGCAGCUCGCUCAACAAGCACGACUCGUCAAAACGCAGCGUUUCCGAUCAGUCUGCAAAACUGGGAAAGAGGUGGAUGGAGUUCCAGGGCAUCAACAACUGGGAGGGCUUGCUCGACCCUCUCGACCAUAACCUACGCUGCGAAAUUCUGCGCUACGGGCAGUUUGUCGAGGCGGCGUAUCGUUCCUUUGACUUUGACCCCUCCUCCCCAACAUACGCCACGUGUCGCCACACCAGAAGCUCGCUCUUCGCCCAGACAGGGGUAGGCGAAACAGGGUACAAAAUCACCAGAAACCUUCGCGCCACCUGUGGGGUUCAGUUGCCAAGUUGGUUUAACAUGGCCCACCCGAGCUGGGUGUCCACCCAGUCCGGCUGGAUUGGCUAUGUUGCUGUCUGUCAGGACAAGGAGGAGAUCGCCCGUCUUGGGCGGCGUGACGUGGUGAUAGCCUACAGAGGCACGGCCACGUGCUUGGAGUGGGUGGAAAAUUUACGCGCCACGUUAACUGAAUUACCUAACCACGGCGAUCCCACCGAAAAUAGGAAGGGGCCCAUGGUAGAGAGUGGGUUCCUGAGCCUCUACACGUCGAGGACUGCCACGUGUCGUAGCUUGCAAGAGAUGGUGAGGGAAGAGAUCGCGAGGGUGAUUGAAAUGUACGGUGAUGAGCCACUCAGCUUCACGAUCACGGGUCACAGCCUCGGCGCGGCACUCGCUACGCUCACCGCAUACGAUAUCACCACCACUUACGAAAAUGCACCAAUGGUGACGGUGAUUUCGUUCGGUGGGCCACGUGUUGGGAACAGGGGCUUUAGGGCCCACCUUGAGAGAAGUGGGACCAGGAUACUUAGGAUUGUGAACUCCGACGAUGUUAUUACCAAAGUACCUGGCUUUGUGUUCAAGCAUGGCGACGUGGCGUGUAAGCAGAGUAACCACGUGGCCAGCAUUCGGGGUUGGAUGAGCAAGUGCGUGGAAGAGAUGCAGUGGGUUUAUGCUGACGUGGGACAAGAGCUUAGACUUAGUAGCAGGGAGUCACCGUACCUCCCGAAGGGGGAUAUGGCCACAUGUCACGAUCUGAAGACGUAUCUUCACUUGGUCAACGGUUUUGUGAGUUCCACGUGUCCUUUCGGAUCUAGCUCCCAGAGUGUGCAACUGAUUAGUCAUCCGAGAGAGAAUGCUUGGGUUUGA
Corylus avellana is the source of this 1320-nucleotide messenger RNA. The record is from RefSeq and is a predicted model, not a curated record. NCBI's taxonomy places the organism in Eukaryota, Viridiplantae, Streptophyta, Magnoliopsida, Fagales, Betulaceae.